UCCUUUUCGUCUAGCCGGCCACGAAGUAUCUCAGAAAUGGAGCUCAAUUCCUUGCUGCAACAGAUUGCGACUGUGAAGCAAACCCUCUUUGAUGAGGGAAUUCUCAACAGCCAGUUCCUUGGAUUGGAGCAGUUGGACGAUAAUGACAACCCCAGCUUUCUUGAGCAAGUUUUCACAGUGUAUUUCAGUGAAUCACCGAAAGUGAUAGCUACCAUAGAAGAAGCAUUGGAGGAACAAGUAUGUGAUUUUGCUACAGUGAACACGUUCCUUCAUGGAGUCAAAGGCAGCACUCUCAGCAUUGGGGCUACUAAGGCGACGAUUCAAAUCAAUCAAGCAGUGGAAUGCUUCUAUAAAAGGGACAUAAAAGGAUGUAAGGCUGCAAUCAGAAGAGUGAAGGAAGAGAAUAACACUCUAACAAACAGGCUCCAAGUUUACUUGCAGAGAGUCCUGGAUAGCCAGUUCACUAGAAUGGAGGAGGUGGAUCCAUACUUUGCUGGAGAAAUGACCGAUUUGUAUUUCGGCGAAGUGCCAAGCUUUAUGUGUGGCAUAGAAAAAACAUUGGAGACAAUCCCCCUCAAUGUUGCUAACCUGCGUGAAUAUCUUGGUAAAUUCAAAGGCAGCAGCGCCAGAAUUGGUGCUAGUAAGGUGAUUAAUGUAAUCGAUAAUAUGAUUGAUUGUUGCACGAUGGGCAAUAUUGAGGGCAUUGGGGCUAAUAAGGCGACGAUUCAAAUCAAUCAAGCAGUGGAAUGCUGCUAUAAAAGUGACAUAGAAGGAUGUAAGGCUGGAUUUCCAAACUUAAAACAAGCGUUUCACACUCUGAAGAAAAAUCUGGAACCCUAUCUAGAGUUGUUGCAACAGUACAAAUCUAGCACGUCAUCUACUGGCCCCAAUGAAAAUAUGGUUGGCAAGAACAAGUAG
Messenger RNA from Corylus avellana, 918 nucleotides. The record is from RefSeq and is a predicted model, not a curated record. Lineage: Eukaryota; Viridiplantae; Streptophyta; Magnoliopsida; Fagales; Betulaceae.